GCAGUACAGACCUGCAUGACAAUCCCGAGGCGAGACCAUAGAACGCUGAAGGUUUGUACUGCUGAGCCAAGCCAUCACCUAACGGUUUAGAUCAUAGAACCCUGAUGGUUAGCAGAAGCCAGAAACAGGAAUCUACCGAAUCUACGAGACCUGUGUAUUCUGAGCCUUGAUGUACCGUAAUACGGUGGAUUUAGCUUAGCCUCGUGUGGAACGUGCUCUACUUUUGGACCUCUGAUCUUCGUUCGGUAUCCCGUCACUAGCGCGAGGGAUUCGUUUCCUCUGUGAUGGGUUCAUCCAGUAGGCAUCACCAUCCGGAAGAGCAGACUCCUACGACAGCUGCUGAAUCCAGCGAUUCGCCUGAAGCCAUGAAUGGUCCAUCUAGAGCCAGGAACGGGUCGUCUGAUAAGUCUGAUGAUGGAGUAUCGAGCAAGUCAGCCAAGGCCGGUGAAUCUUCUUCUCCUCCCGGCUCCGCUGAACGGCCAGACGUAUCAGGGGAUGUUGGAGAUCAGCUGAAUGAGACGGUUGCCAGUCAAGACGGCGAGGUAGACGGUCAGGAAGGGAGCGAAGGCGGAAGUCGUCGACGGACUCCGUUCACGGAGAGCAGCCAGAUGGAGGCUGAUUUGGCUCUCGCUCGUGCGAUUCAGGAACAGGAGUGUGCAUUCAUGAUGCUUUACCACCAGCAAGCCUUAGCAGCAGCGUCAGCGUCAACGUCAGCUUCCAGCUCUCGCGCUGGCUCUAGAGACAGAUCCAGAGGCCUACAAGGCCGUCAAGGCCGUCAGGGUCGCCGUCAAGACCGUCAAGACCGUCAGGAUCGUCAGACAGGCUCUUCUGCAGAUAGUCCCAUUGUGCUGCUGAGCGAGGGCGAGGAGCUUGAAGAUGAGGAGGAUGAGGAAGAGGAGUUUGAGGAUGCGGAGGACGAUGAGUACGGCGAGUGGGAGGAAGCUAGCGAAGAGGAUGUUGAAAUAGGCGAAGCUGGCGAGGAUGGCGAAAGAGAAGGCGAAGCUGCUGACGAGUCAGGACGCGAGUCAGCAAGCGAAGUGGAUCUGCUUGGACUCGAACCGGAGACCUCUGAGAACGUCUCAGGCGUCGCCAGGGAUGGGCAAAUCGAUGCUGGAGGAGCCAUCAGGGGGGUAGCAGCAGCGCAGGGAGCGUCUCGCGUGAGAAGCGAAGGGGAGGGAGAGGUAGCGGGUGGAGAUGGGGAGGGACGGGAGGCAAGGGCGGGAGGGGAGGCAGGGGGUGGGGAGGCAGACGAGGCAGCGGAGGCAGCGUAUGAGGAUGACGAGGCGUUUGCUCGCGCGUUGCAGGAGGAGGAGGAGCGCGAGAUGGCGCGCAGGCUGAUGGCCAUGGCUGGGCUCCAACUGGGCGACGGGCGAGGGUCCAGCUCGAGGAGGAGAGCAGAGAUGCUGGCAGCAGCACACGGGAUUCCCUGGCCGUUUGGCGAGGCAGAGGGUGAUGAGGAUUCGGAGGAAGGGGAUGAGGAGGAGGAGGAGGAUGGUGAAGAGGAAGAUUUGGAUGAAGAUGCAUUGGAUGUAGACGAGAUGACGUAUGAGGAGCUGACUGCACUGGGAGAGGUGAUUGGAACAGAGAGCAAGGGGCUGUCAGAAGCAACCAUUGGCACUCUGCCACGUGUCGCCUACAGUACCAAGACACCCCUGAGACGAGGAGAGGACAUGUGUGCUAUUUGUCAGUUGGAGUACGAGGAAGGAGAGGAGUUGCUGCUACUGCCACCGUGCCAUCACUCUUACCAUGAGGAAUGUGUUGUCCAGUGGCUGGGUCGCAACAAGGUUUGUCCGGUUUGUAAGGAGGAGGUGCAGCAGCCCUGCAAAUGAUUGUAGAAUCGCGAUCUUGCAAGGCCUAGUUUCUCAAUCCACUUUUGUUGCAGGACCCGAGGUUCAGAAACAACGUUUAUGGCAGUUUUUAACGCACAUUUAUAUAAUGAGACCUAAAUAUGGAAAGUUGUGACGGAU
This is a messenger RNA of Closterium sp. NIES-67, 1967 nucleotides long. The record is from the annotation of a GenBank genome assembly. NCBI's taxonomy places the organism in Eukaryota, Viridiplantae, Streptophyta, Zygnematophyceae, Desmidiales, Closteriaceae.